UGAAAACACCUCAAUCAGUACGUCAAAAUGACGGUCUCGGAGAGUACAAUUUAGAUUUUUCAAAAUUCCCAUUGUAAAUAAGAUUUAAUGCUAAUUUCUAAUUGUAACAUAUGACAAACUUUCAUAUUUAUUGUGACGACCAAAAGUUCUCUUAGUUCUAGUCAGAAAUGGUACUUGCUGACCCGCCAUACGACAUAGAAUACUACUACAGUUUGUACCCGACACUGCUCGCGGAACUGUUGUUGUAUUUUAGGAAUUUUGCUUUGUAUAUAAGCUUAUGGGUGUUCGGGUACUUGUGUGUGUGCUGUUUGGUGUAUCGGCGGUAUGCGAGGCGGCUGCCGACACGGACUCGCGGCGCACUUGGCGCGAGACGAGUGUUGGUGGUCGUAGCUCACCCGGAUGACGAGUGCAUGUUUUUCGGGCCCACAAUCUUCAGAUUGUGCGAGCAAGGUGCUGACGUACACGUACUGUGCUUAUCAAAUGGUAACUUUGGAGGUAAAGGAAAAAUAAGACGGAAGGAACUAUGGGAGGCAUGUCUAGAACUUGGCGUACCAAACCAGAAUAUUUGUAUAAUAAUGGAUGACCGGCUGAAGGACAACCCGAGGAUCCAGUGGCCUGUACCGGUGAUAGCUAAGCUGAUACAUCAUCAUGUAGAAGUGAUAGAUGUAGAUACGCUGGUUACGUUUGAUAGAGGCGGCGUGUCGGGCCAUGCUAAUCACUCCGCUGUAUUUUAUGCAGUCGCUUAUAUGUUUGUUGAGAAAUUAAUACCACAGAGAUGUACAGUAUACACAUUAGAUUCAGUAAAUAUAUUCAGGAAGUACAUAGGCUUCCUGGAUCUGCCACUUAGUUUUUUACUUUCUUCUAAAAGAUACUUCCUCCGCUGGACGGAAAGCCGGCGCAUAGUCCGCGCGAUGAAGCGACACCGUUCCCAAAUGGUGUGGUUCCGCUACCUCUACGUGUUCUUCUCACGAUACAUGAUCAUCAACACCCUCAGACGAAUCAGCUUAGCAGACAUUGAGCUUGAGCUGGAGGUAGACGAUUGAGUACAAAGACUUACAACAUGUUUUAAGUAAACUUUUACGCUGUUAAUAGACAAAAGUGAACAUUUUUGUAAGCAUUUGGCGUAGACAAAGCUAGAUUUUAUAACAUUUUUGAUAAUGUUUCAAAAAGUCUAGGUCUGUUAGUUAAGGUCAUGCCACACAUGAAUGGUAUGGCACGGUACCCGGCAGCUGUUGUUAGGUAGUUGCUACCUCACUGUUACCUCCUUGGCUUUUUAUAUUGCCGUUAUAAAAUGUUUUAUAUUAGAUACUAUUUAAGGGUGAAAUUCAAAUGACAAGUUAAUCACUGAAUUGGAGUUGCGCCGCUCCCGUGCCGUGUUGCUCAUGUGUGCCAUAACCUUUAUGACUUGUCUUUAAUGUCUAUUGUAAAUAGUCCAGCUACUUUAAUAUUUUGUUGGUAAUUAAUGCUACUCCUAAUUUGAUAGUGGGUUUAAAAUGUAGUGGUAGCAUUGGCUUACUACAAAACGGUAAGGAGGCUACUUGUUAGAUCAACGUUAAUGGUUGUAAAGAGAUAAAACUUAUUUAAAAAGAUUUUAAAGUAAAGAUUCACCUUCAUUUUAGUGGGCUUAGAAGCAUGCCUUUGCAUGCACCUUUCACUUAUGUCAUUCCUAUUUUCCCUUUAUAAGGUUCCUCACUAAAGUACCAAUUACUUAAUUAUUUUCUAACAUAGAAGAAAAAUAUGUUUCCUACAUUUUUAAUGUGUUUUAUUGCAGCAAAAGAGGUUAAUAUUCUUUUUAUAUUGUCUAAAUCUUCCUGCUCUGUUCACAGAGCAAAUAAUAUUUUUUUUUCAUGGCAAUUCUUCACAUGCCUUGCUAAAAUGCCAUCUGCUGACUAUCAAUCGAGCAAUCAACUCGCCAAAAGCAGUUGCUAGACUUCUAGGUACAAUCUAGUUUCACAAUACUUGAGCGUGCAAGGGCAAACAGCUUGGCAUCUUCCUAAAAAGUAAAAUCGAACGCAAAAUGCUUCAUUGAACUCUCUAUGUUGUUUCACACAACUUAUCCAUUCUUUAAAUUAUAAAAAAAGGUAAAGCUUGUGUGUUUGUGACUUGUGACAUUGUUAAGGGUAACAUCUGGAACUGAUGAACCUACUUUGAAAAUUUGUUUAUCAGUAGAAAGGAAAGCUACGUUAUUUGUGAGUGACAUAGCCCAUAUUUACCUGGAUACGCCACGGGAAUGGGCUAGUUAGGAAAUAAAUUGAAUGAUGUUAAAGAUAAAAGUAAGAUAAUCGUGAAUGUGCAAAGUUCGAGAUAGGUAGAGAACAGAAGUUUCUAUGGCAUAUAAUGAGUUCGAUUUUUUACACGUAUUUAAGAACAAAUUCCCUAUUUAUUUACAUUUUUAAUGUAUUUCUAUAAAAUUCAUGUUUUUUUUUAAUUUUUUAUUCUGACCAAUCCAUGGUUGGUUCAACUUUGAGAAUUAUAAACUUUAAUGCAAAGCCAUAAAGUCUAUUAUUAUUUUCACUGAUUUGUCCAAUUUUGCUUUUAUUGACUUUGAUAUUCUUUUGUAAAGAAGUAUAUUGAACGAAGUUUUUAUUUAUAACUUAAUCAAAAGACAAAUGGGAUAUACAGAGAUUUCUAUAUUUAUUGUGUGUGAAUUUUUUAAUUCUGUUGAGUGUUGCCAGUGAGGUUGCUAGGAUAUUUUUAUUAAGAAUUUCUUUCGAACUGUUGAGUUACGCCUUCUUACAGAGAAGGCGUAUAAUAACUACGCUUACUAAUUUUAUGACUUACUUAAUACCCUGGCUCCACCUGCAAAUGAGUGCUUCGUCAGUUGAAUGUUUGUAAAUGAUUCGCUAGUCUGUUACUUAGUGUAGGUGUUUAUAAAUUACGACGAAUUUGUUUAAACUUAUUAAAAAUUAUGUUUUUUAUAACUUGGCCACAAUUUUUUU
Messenger RNA from Helicoverpa zea (corn earworm), 2939 nucleotides. It is a transcript of the gene PIG-L, whose product is annotated as N-acetylglucosaminyl-phosphatidylinositol de-N-acetylase. NCBI's taxonomy places the organism in Eukaryota, Metazoa, Arthropoda, Insecta, Lepidoptera, Noctuidae. The record is from RefSeq and is a predicted model, not a curated record. The coding region runs from base 168 to 1043 and encodes 291 amino acids. Gene Ontology annotation, molecular function: N-acetylglucosaminylphosphatidylinositol deacetylase activity. The transcript is spliced from 4 exons. Gene Ontology annotation, biological process: GPI anchor biosynthetic process. Gene Ontology annotation, cellular component: endoplasmic reticulum.